Molecule: messenger RNA, 570 nt
Organism: Salvelinus fontinalis (brook trout)
Lineage: Eukaryota; Metazoa; Chordata; Actinopteri; Salmoniformes; Salmonidae
Product: A disintegrin and metalloproteinase with thrombospondin motifs 17-like
Exons: 3
Coding region: 76-570 (164 amino acids)
Source: RefSeq, a predicted model, not a curated record
UGUGGAAGUUCCCCGCAGUCCUGGUUCGCUUUGCAGGCGCGUACACCCUCUGCAGUCACUCAGCUAGUCUGUAUCAUGUAUGACAGCCAUGCCCCGCAGCUUUUCCUGUCUAUAUUCCUCUUCUGUUUCGGAGUGAAGGCGAUGACUGAUCACUCCUGUUAUGACACGGACGCAGUGGACAUGGUGGUCCCCGUGGAGCUCUCUGGAGAGGAGGCUCACCUGUUGCAUGACUCAUCCAGGCGCAGCGCGCGUCGGCGCGGCCAGCGCUCUGUCGAUUCCCGGGGUGGACUAAACUCGGUGGAGGACACCUUAUUUUUCUCUUUACCUGCUUUUGGAAAAGACCUGUACUUACACCUGAAAAUGGAUGCCGCUUUUCUGUCUGAGGGGUUUGUGGUCGAGGAGAGGGGAGGCGAAAGAGACCCCCCUAAAUGGUCGCACCUGGCCAGAGACCAGCUCUGCUUCUACUCGGGAUGGAUUAUCAACCACACCGACUCUUUUGCCUCCCUCAACACCUGCAGCGGUCUGGUAAACUACUUCUCCUUCACCUGGUAUUGUUUUCACGGAACUUGA